Molecule: messenger RNA, 1778 nt
Organism: Passer domesticus (house sparrow)
Lineage: Eukaryota; Metazoa; Chordata; Aves; Passeriformes; Passeridae
Gene: DUS1L
Product: dihydrouridine synthase 1 like
Exons: 13
Coding region: 104-1564 (486 amino acids)
Biological process (GO): tRNA processing
Molecular function (GO): flavin adenine dinucleotide binding; tRNA dihydrouridine synthase activity
Source: RefSeq, a predicted model, not a curated record
CCGUCCGGCGGCGGCGGGGCCCGGCCCGCGCGCAGCGGUCGCCGCAGCCUGCGGGCCUCGGGCCGCGAGCAGCCGCGGCGCCGCGCCGGCGGGCGAGCGGGAGAUGCCGAAGCUGCGCGGGGAAGCCUUCUGGAGGGAGACGCUGCGGAGCGCCCACUACGUGGUGGCGCCCAUGGUGGACCAGAGCGAGCUGGCCUGGAGGCUGCUGAGCCGCCGCCACGGUGCCCAGCUCUGCUACACACCGAUGCUGCACGCCCAGGUCUUCCUCAGGGACGCCAACUACCGCCGCGAGAACCUCUACGACGAGGCCUGUCCCGAGGACCGGCCGCUCAUCGUGCAGUUCUGUGCCAAUGAUCCUGAAGUGUUUGUCCAGGCAGCACUGUUGGCUCAGGAUUACUGUGAUGCCAUAGACCUAAAUUUGGGUUGCCCCCAAAUGAUUGCAAAGAGAGGUCACUAUGGAGCAUUUCUGCAAGAGGAGUGGGAUCUGCUUCAGAGAAUGAUUUUACUGGCUAACGAGAAGCUCUCUGUUCCCAUCACAUGCAAAAUCCGCGUUUUCCCAGACAUUGACAAGACAGUGAAGUAUGCACAGAUGCUGGAGAAAGCUGGCUGCCAGCUGCUGACUGUGCAUGGCCGUACUAAAGAACAGAAAGGACCACUUGCUGGUGUGGCAUCUUGGGAGCACAUUCAAGCUGUAAGAAAAGCUGUAAACAUUCCUGUAUUUGCAAAUGGAAACAUCCAGUGUCUCAGUGAUGUGGAAGAAUGCAUCCGUAAGACAGGAGUACAUGGUGUCAUGAGUGCAGAAGGUAAUCUUCAUAACCCAGCCUUGUUUGAGGGCCGAAACCCAUUGGUGUGGGAGAUGGCUGAGGAGUAUCUGGAGAUCGUGAGGAAGUACCCUUGUCCACUGUCUUAUGUUAGGGCUCAUCUCUUCAAGCUCUGGCAUCACACGCUUCAAGUUUACCAUCAGCUGCGUGAAGAAUUAGCAAAAGUGAAGACUCUAGAGGGCAUUGUAGAUGUCAACAGGGAGCUGAAACUGCGAUGCCAGGAAGAAAUAGCUAAUCAGAAAGAAGGAGAAAAGCCAAAAGAAGGGUUGCCUUUUUUCCACUGGAUCUGUCAGCCAUACAUCAGGCCAGGGCCAAAGGAGAGAUGCAGGGAGAAUGGAGAUAGUGGAACUGAAAAAGGUGUGCGAGGAAAACGUGCUCUGGAAGAAGAGGAAGAUGGAAAUUCUGAGCUUCUUUCAAAGAACAAACAAAAAAAGAAGUUAAGAAAUCCAAAUAAAAGCUUUGAUCCAUCUUUAAAACCCAAGUAUGCAAAAUGUGAUCAGUGUGGAAACCCUAAGGGCACUAAAUGUGUGUUUAACAUGUGCCGAGGAUGCUGUAAGAAAAGAGCAUUCAAGGAGGUAGCAGAUUGUCCAGGUCAUGGAUUACUUUUUAAGACCAAGUAUGAAAAAUCCCUUUCAUGGCAGCACAGUCAAAGAGGAAUUCAAACCCCAGAGAUCAGUCAGGGAGGAGAUGCAGAGGUGGGGGAGACAGCAGUGCUGAAGGAGGCUGGUGACAGUACAGGGUGAAGCUUUGGAAAUGAACAGUCCAAGAGCUCCUGCCAGCCCACUACACUACUUCCCUGGGCCAAAGAAUGUGUCAUCUCCAGCUCACUGUCAGCUGUGUCACCUUCUUCCACAUGUUUAAGUUCUGGAAAAGUUUUAUUUAAGUAAAAAACUGCUUACUCAGGGAAUUAUCCUGCAUUUGAAAUAAAAGAGAUGCAAUUAAAUGUCUAAUGCUGUA